Gadus morhua (Atlantic cod) is the source of this 5493-nucleotide messenger RNA. RefSeq names its product high density lipoprotein binding protein a (gene hdlbpa). The coding region runs from base 218 to 4066 and encodes 1282 amino acids. The record is from RefSeq and is a predicted model, not a curated record. The transcript has 28 exons. Gene Ontology annotation, molecular function: mRNA binding. Lineage: Eukaryota; Metazoa; Chordata; Actinopteri; Gadiformes; Gadidae.
GAUUGGUGGACGGCUGCGGUAUAUAUCCGCCAGCCUCCACUUCCACCUUCUCGCCAGUGGAAUUUCAUCAGAGCUUCUGCACCUUCAGGGCAGACGAGGAAAUCAAAAUAAGCAAAAGCUGGCAGGCUGACAAGCUGACAGCUUUACAGGACGGAUAAUCUGGUAACUGACCAUUUAGCUGGGCACCCUCGGACUCUGUGUUGACGCGAUAUUCACCAUGAGCUCAGUCGCUGUACUCACCCAGGAGCGCUUCAACGAGCACCGCAGCGGCCUGCUGACGGAGCAGAGCGGCGGAGCUGCAGGAGGAGCCAGCGGAGAGGAGGAGGCUCUCCCCACCUACAAGGAUGCCUUCCCCCCGCUGCCCGAGAAGGCGGCCUCCCCCGAAGGCACCCAGGAGACCGCCAACGCCUGGACCUCCAAGCUCCGCCCCCUCAAGUCGUCCGUCAUCACCCAGGUGUUCCACGUGCCCCUUGAGGAGCGCAAGUACAAGGACAUGAACCAGUUCGGGGAGGGGGACCAGGCCAAGGUGUGCGUGGACAUCAUGCACAAGACUGGCGCCCACCUGGAGCUGUCCAUGGCCAAGGACCAGGGCCUGUCCAUCAUGGUGUCCGGGAAGCUGGACGCCGUCAUGAAGGCCCGCAAGGAGAUCGUGUCCCGACUGCAGACUCAGGCGUCCUCCACCGUGGCCAUCCCCAAGGAACACCAUCGCUACGUCAUCGGGAAGAGUGGGGAGAAGCUCCAGGAACUCGAGCUCCGGACCGCCACCAAGAUCCAGAUCCCGCGUCCCGACGACCUCAGCAACCAGAUCAAGAUCUCUGGCACCAAGGAGGGCUUGGAGAAGGCCAAGCACGAGAUCCUGCUGAUCUCCGCUGAGCAGGACAAGCGUGCGGUGGAGAGGGUGAGCAUCGACAAGGUGUACCACCCCUUCAUCACCGGUGCCUCCAACAAGCUGGUCCUGGAGAUGAUGGCUGAGACGGGCGCGCGCAUCAACGUGCCGCCGCCCAGCGUCAACAAGACGGAGAUCGUCAUCACCGGGGAGAAGGAGCAGGUGGCCCUCGCCGUGGCCAUGAUCAAGAAGGUCCACGAGGAGAAGAAGAAGAACACCACCACCAUCGCCGUGGAGGUGAAGAAGUCUCAGCACAAGUACGUGAUCGGGCCCAAGGGGAACACCCUGCAGGAGAUCCUGGAGAAGACGGGCGUGUCGGUGGAGAUCCCUCCGUCCGACAGCGCCCUGGAGACCGUGAUCCUGCGCGGGGAGCCCGACCGCCUGGGACAGGCCCUCACGGAGGUCUACGCCAAGGCCAACAGCUACAGCGUGUCCACUGUGUCCGCUCCCUCCUGGCUCCACCGCUUCAUCAUCGGCAAGAAGGGGCAGAACCUGGCCAAGAUCACCCAGCAGAUGCCCAAGGUGCACAUCGAGUUCACGGAGGGAGAGGACAGGAUCACUCUCGAAGGCCCCACCAAAGACCUGCAGAUGGUGCAGCUGGAGAUCGAAGCCAUGGUCCUUGAUCUGGGGAACCGUAUGGAUUACACCGAGAUUAGCGUGGAUCCCAAGUUCCACCGACACUUGAUCGGCAAAGGAGGAGCCAACAUCAACCGCAUCAAGGAGCUGCACAAGGUGACGGUCCGCAUCCCCCCCGACAACGAGAAGAGCACCCUGAUCCGCAUCGAGGGGGACCCCCAGGGGGUUCAGGACGCCCGGAAGGAGCUGCUGGAGCUGGCGUCACGCAUGGAGAACGAGCGCACCAAGGACCUGAUCAUUGAGCAGCGGUUCCACAGAGCCAUCAUCGGCCAGAAGGGGGAGAAGAUCAAAGAAGUUCGUGACAAAUUCCCAGAGGUCAUCAUCAACUUCCCCGACCCUGCCCAGAAGAGCAACAUCGUUCAGCUGCGCGGGCCGCACACGGAGGUGGAGAAAUGCUUCAAGUUCAUGCAGAAGGUGGUGGCUGAAAUGGUGGAGAACGGCUACACCCUCCUGGUCCCCAUCUUCAAGCAGUUCCACAAGAACAUCAUCGGAAAGGGAGGAGCCAACAUCAAGAAGAUCCGUGAGGAAACUAACACCAAAAUCGACCUGCCUGCCGAGAACAGCAACUCUGAGAUGAUCGUCAUCACCGGCAAGAGACCUGCCUGUGAAGCCGCAAGAACCCGCAUCCUGGCAAUCCAGAAAGAGCUGGCCAACAUCACGGAGCUGGAGGUGUCCAUCCCCUCCAAGCUCCACAACUCCCUGAUCGGCUCCAAGGGGCGCUUCGUGCGCUCCAUCAUGGAGGAGUGCGGAGGCGUGCACAUCCACUUCCCCACCGAGGGCUCGGGCGUCGACAAGGUCACCAUCCGCGGGCCGGCUGAGGAGGUGGAGAAGGCCAAGCAGCAGCUGCUGGCCCUGGCCGAGGAGAAGCAAAUCAAGAGCCACACGGCGGAGCUGCGCGCCAAGCCGGAGUACCACAAGUUCCUGAUCGGGAAGGGCGGCGGGAACAUCCGCAAGGUGCGUGACAGCACGGGGGCGCGGAUCAUCUUCCCCACGGCGGAGGACCAGGACCAGGAGCUCAUCACGGUGGUGGGCACGGAGGAGGCUGUGAAGGAGGCCACCAAGGAGCUGGAGGAGCUCAUCAGGAGUCUGGACAACGUGGUGGAGGACACCAUGAGCGUGGACCCCAAGCACCACCGCUACUUCGUGGCGCGCCGCGGCCAGGUGCUGCGCGACAUCGCCGACGAGUACGGCGGUGUGAUGGUCAGCUUCCCCCGCACGGGCUCCCAGAGCGAGAAGGUCACGCUGAAGGGCGCCAAGGACUGCGUGGAGGCGGCCAAGAAGCGCAUGCAGGAGAUCAUCGAGGACCUGGACGCCCAGGUGACCAUCGAGUGCGUCAUCACGCAGCGGUUCCACCGCUCCAUCAUGGGCCCCAAGGGGUCCCGCAUCCAGCAGAUCACCAAAGACCACAACGUGCAGAUCAAGUUCCCCGACCGCGAGGACCCCAACGCUCCUCCUCCUCCCGCUCCUGCUCCUCCUGCCGAGGCGGUGAUCCAGGAGAACGGGGAGGUGCCCGACGGCGAGGUGAAGGUGGAGCCGCCCGUCGUGGACCCGGCCGCGCCCAAGAAGUGUGACGUCAUCGUGAUCUCCGGCCGCAAGGAGCGCUGCGAGGCCGCCGUGGAGGCGCUGAAGGCCUUGGUCCCGGUCACCACCGAGGUAGAAGUGCCUUUCGACCUCCACCGCUACAUCAUCGGGCAGAAGGGGAGCGGGAUCCGCAAGAUGAUGGACGAGUUCGAGGUCAACAUUCAAGUGCCUUCUCCGGAGUUGCAGUGUGACAUAAUCUCCAUCACGGGCCUGGCCAAUCACCUGGACCGAGCCCGCGAGGGCCUGCUGGAGCGUGUCAAGGAGCUGCAGCUGGAGCAGGAGGACAGGGCUCUCAGGAGCUUCAAGCUGACCAUCACUGUGGAUCCAAAGUAUCACCCCAAGAUCAUCGGCCGCAAGGGAGCCGUGAUCACCACCAUCCGAACUGAGCACGACGUCAACAUCCAGUUCCCCGAGAAGAACGACGAGAACCUGGACCAGAUCAGCAUCAUGGGCUAUGAGCCCAACGCCAUUGCGGCGCGUGACGCGAUCAAGGCCCUGGUGGACGAGCUGGAGGAGUUGAUCUCAGAGGAGAUAACGCUGGACAGCCGCGUCCACGCACGCAUCAUCGGGGGCCGCGGGAAGGGCAUCCGCAAGAUCAUGGAAGAGUUCAAGGUGGACCUGAAGUUCCCCCAGAGCGGGUCCCCCGACCCCAACCUGGUGACGGUGACGGGGCGCCCGGAGCUGGUGGACGAGGCCAUCGACCACCUGCUGAACCUGGAGGAGGAAUACCUGGGCGACGUGGCGGAGAAGGAGGACAACAUGACGUACAUGCGGUCCUCCGGCGGCGGCAGUGCGUCGUCCGGGGACGAGCCCCGGGGCCCCUCCAAGGGCUUCGUGGUGCGUGAGGCCCCCUGGACCACCGGCACCGAGAAGGCUCCCGACAUGAGCAGCUCCGAGGACUUCCCGAGCUUCGGCGCUCCGGUGGCGGCCAAGGCGUCCCCCUGGGGACCCAAGCGCUUCUAACGCCCGGAACGCCCGCUCUCCAAGGAACCGCAAAGAAGUCCAGUCCCCUGACCUCCGGCCCCCCCCCUCUCUCUAUCGUCAUGGUGACCUGGACUGACCGCUGACCCCCUGACGACCCUCUUCAGUCCAACCCACCUGGUCCGAAGUGCUUUUCCAUAAGCUGUAAUGACUCUAAGCUCUGUGUCUAAUACUGUCAACUGUCCGUAGGAAAGCCAUGGUUUAGUCUGUAAACAAUCAGCCGCCUAUCACUACCUUUUAUCUAUCUCUAGACCGUGCAUUUCAUUGUGGUUUCAAAAGUCGUUAUAUACCAAAAUUUUAAGAUGAGAGGACAACUUUGGGAAUUGACUAACAAAAGAAAACCUAACGGAUCCCGAGCUGUCGUUCUUAGUUGCCUUUGCAGGGUGGGGCGGCGGCGGUUUUAAAGUAUUUCAACAUGGCCGACCCGGUGCGGUCUGUGGCUCCGCCCCCUCCUGCCAAUCCCGAUGUAGCCGAGUGAAUCGUGUCGUUGUCGUCGAGCACAGCUCCUUCCCUACGGUCUCGUUGAUCCCUCCGUCUGCUUCUGGGUAGUGUGGUCGAGCAGUGUUGCACAUCGUGUGUACCGCCUUAUCAAAACACUCAACGUUGACUUUAUUUUCCGACGCACGGGCUAUCGUUUCGUUGCGACCGCGGCGGAACGGCUCACAUCCUCAUACUGCCAGAUAUCGGAGGCUCCGAUGGGAACCUCGACUGCAAUGAGACCGCACGUCAACAGAACAAACUCCCCCGUUCCCCUCCAUCUCCCCCCCCCCCCCCCCCACGCACUAUCAUGCGUUUUUGUAUUUUGCUGAAACAUUCAAAAUGGUGUCCGUUUACUUUUUAAAAAAACAAUCUGAUCAUGUCCGAGCUAAGUGUAGACCCCUCCCUCCACCAGCCCCCCCCUCCCCCCCUGUACCCCUUCCCCUGUGCCAACGAUGUCCCCGUGUGAUGUUCCUGUGUGAUCUGUGUUUCCACAUCCUUGGUAUUGGGUCAGUGUCCAGUCCGUUUGUCUUCCGUCUGCUAUGCAGUUUUGUUUGAACCUAGCAAUGGCCCUCUCUCUAUUAGCCUUAUCGCUAGAAUGAUCCGAGCAGGACGGAGUGAGUGCGGACUAGACAGGGGGAGGGGGGUUCACUUUGAAGGCGCACCUGAAACGUCCGCUAAACGUUCCCGUUUGUACAAGCUUUUGGAAACGUCGGGGCCUCCCCUGGUUCAGAUUUCGCUGUCGUUCUGAGGAUGAGAUGUGACUGUGAGCUGCUAUUACAAGUAUUAACAGCCACCCCAUUUUGGCUUUUAUCAUUCUAGCCCUGAAUGAAAGAUUAUGCAAAUAAAAAGUGAACGAUUUAUGGACGACACUGGAAAUGAAAUUGUCCAAAAAAAUACAAUAAAAAUUGAAAAUCCUUCUUGUGCCCUCA